CCAAGCACACAGCGAGAAACCUGUUCCCUGCCUUCGGCUUCCUUGACUCGCUGAGUCGAGUGUCAUCUAAAUCCAAAGAACUACUUUUGAACAGUCCGUCCGAGCGCAACGUGUAAAACAAUUCGUGGCACCGAAAUUUUGGAUCUCAUCUCCGUAGAGUAUCAUGCCCCCGGGCCAUCAGACACCUGAAUAGAGUUCACUAAGUUCAACGAGUUGCUGUAGUGUAGAUUUCCAUGUGAUUUUGUGGUACUUUUUUGUGAUUUACGCCGUUUUUCUUCGCUAACAAUGCCUUGUUCUGCGGUAACUUUAAGUUUGGCCACCAUCACUUCCAUCAUCGCCGUAGCACUUCUUGCUAUUGCAUUCACCACGGAUAAUUGGCUCUACAUCGAAGUAAAGAGGUCACAUAUUCAGAAUUACCUAAGCAAACAUUCAGAUGUUCAAAGUCAAGCGCUGCUAGAAAGUGUCAAUUCGAAGUACUAUUAUUACACAAGGACCAAAGGACUAUUUAGGAUAUGUUAUCCAAAGGAAAGACCACCUACGAUAAAAACGUACCUGAGUCCUUUGGAAACACACUGUAAUAAUGUCAAUUAUUACAUUCCUGAUGAAAAUAACGACACCAGAGACUUCACUGAAGAUGCCUGGACGAGACUACAUAUGGGACGAUCCAUGAUAGCACUCUUCAUCAUAUCCUUCGUCGCUGUGUUCGCUGCUUUUUGCACAGGAGUGACAGGUUGUUGGAAACGGUCACCAGGAAAUAUCACUGCCACAGCAAUCCUAAUGCUUCUUGCAUGCCUUUUAAGUGCAGGUGCAAUGGGACUCUGGCACGGUGUAGAAUAUUACGAAAAAGAAAAACAAGUUGGUGAAGAAUUCUAUCAACAAUGGAAUAGUAUCCUCCAAGAAAACGCCGACGUCUACUACGACUGGAGUUUCGUCCUUAGCUGGCUAGGAGUCUUCAGUUGCCUGGGAGCGUCGCUGCUCUUCUUCUUCGCUUCCUGCUGCCUCGGCAACGAAAAGGAAAAAGAAGACCUCAACAAUAUUCAGUACCUCAUGCCAGUGUACCCUCAAAAGCAACAAUACGCCUAUGGAGGCUACCCAGUACCGCAGCCCUACACAGGGCCGUACUACACGACCGGGUCAGCGUAUGGACCCUACAAUUAUUGAAAACCAUAACCACAAAUAUGUAGGACAAAGAACAACUUGAAGAGACUGUCUAUCAAUUACCUGUUACGUGUAAACAAAUUGAAUUAAUAAAAAGACUAGUUUUUGGUAAUUUAAAACUUCAUAACAUACUUAAGAAAAAUGCUCAGGGUAAAAUUUUUUUACCGUUUAGUGUAAUUUUCUGUAAUAUUUUUCGUAGUGUUUCUACAUUUAUAUUUUUAUUUUCAUAAUAUUUAGAUAUGUAAAUGAUUUUUGAAAAACUGAGGAAUGUCUGAAAUUGUUUAGAUAGGUAUAUGAGAUAGGUAUCAACAAAAAAAAAAAAUAAAAUUCGAGUGCAAUUUCAUUUAAAAUUUGACAAUAAUUAAAAAGGUCAUUAAGCUUAAUACAUUAAAGAUAUAGAUUAUUUGAAAGGUCAUCAAGCUUAAAACCUAUAUACAUUAAAGCUAUAGAUUAUUUGAGAUACCUGAUAUUCCGGUUUUUCACGUACCGAUUAUUUAAUACAGGACAUUUAGUACUGGCUGAUAAUAAUUUACUAUUUCAUGUGUCAAGAAAAUUAAGUUUUAGAAUUAGGGAACCAUCUUUAUUUCUUCUAUUGAAACUUAAGUUCCUUGCCACGCAAUAAAUUUAUUCAUUUUUCGAAAUAUUGUUGCAGUAUAUUCAAUGGUUUGGAGUUAGUACACUGUAAAGCUACCAUACGCUUUUACUUUUUUACUACUCAUAUAAAUUAUUAGGCUGUUUAAAAUCAGUACGUGAAGAAGCCAUAAUAAGUUUAGAAAAAGAUCUUGUAUAUAUUUACUAGAGUUAAAUAUAGAUUAGAAACGAUAUGAGACAUUGUAUAAAAUGUGACUGUACUUUAUCGAAUUAAGGUAGGUAAAUACAACGAACAAUUUAAAUAUUAACAACUAUUUAUAUUGAUAUUUUUAUUUUUUAUAUUUCUUUAUAUAAAACUAUUUUUAACAUUGUAUAAGGUAGGUUCAAACAAUAAACUUUUGAUACCAAG
This is a messenger RNA of Psylliodes chrysocephalus, 2158 nucleotides long. The record is from the annotation of a GenBank genome assembly. Lineage: Eukaryota; Metazoa; Arthropoda; Insecta; Coleoptera; Chrysomelidae.